Messenger RNA from Haliotis rubra (blacklip abalone), 3808 nucleotides. Its product is annotated as ubiquitin carboxyl-terminal hydrolase 19-like. The record is from RefSeq and is a predicted model, not a curated record. Gene Ontology annotation, biological process: protein deubiquitination. Lineage: Eukaryota; Metazoa; Mollusca; Gastropoda; Lepetellida; Haliotidae. Gene Ontology annotation, molecular function: cysteine-type deubiquitinase activity.
AUGGCGUCUCCAAACAAUGAUGAUCAGGGACAGGGAAGAGAAAAAGAAACAAAACGAAAGAAAGAUUGUGACACAGGUCAAGAAAUAAAAUCUGUGGAUUAUGACAUUUCUUGGACACAGACAUACAGUGAUGUUUCUGCAGUCUUCAAGUUUAAAUCCAAAAUUGAGAGAGCAAAUGAAAUUGAUGUCCAGUUUGAGGAAAACUUGAUAAAAGCUGUUUUCCCAAAGGGAGGCUCCUGGUCCUAUCGAUUGUUUGGAGAAGUCAGGAAAGAAAAGAGUCGAGUGAUAGUGAAAGGGUCACGAAUGGAACUGAAGAUGGUGAAGAAGAUUGCUCAGAACUGGCCGACAUAUCAGGAGGUAACACCCAAGAAAGAGGAGCCGUAUGCUAGUGCUGGUCCCUCUGAUCUCCAAACAGGUCCUGAAGGUCACACAGGGGACGAAGACAAGCCCAUCUUCUACAUCAACCACAUCAAGCAUGACUUCUUUGAAAGGGAUGACAAGUUUGUUCUGCACAUUUAUGUGAAAGGCACCAACAAGGAUGCAGUCAAUGUGGUCUUCGAGAAAAGUGCGUUCCUUGUCAAGUUCCACACACAGGAUGUUAAAUUCCUGAAGCUACAUGAAGGCACUUCAGAAGACACUGCAUUCUGCUGGAAGGUGAAACUGAGAAAGGACAUUAAGCCCGAGAUGAGUACAUACAAGAUUACUGGCACAUACAUAGAGCUUGUCCUGAAGAAACUGUCAACCGAACGCUGGGGGUCCUUGGAGGCUCCACAGAGGAAAGAGACUGAAAGUGCAAAGUCCGAUUCCUGGAUAUCAACGAAGAAACCAACAAGCACAGGCAACACAGGACUGGCCUUUGAUGAGAUGAGUGAUGUGAACGUAGACAAGUGCCAGGCGAGCGUGUCAGCGGACAACAGUGACAGGGAGGAGAGGGCUGCAGUGUCAAAUACAAAUGAAAAUAGCAAGAAACCAACCUGCAAAGUCCAGCCUCUCAACAAGCUGGAUGGUCAGCAAAUGGUCAGUCCGGGCUACACCGGCUUGGACAACCUUGGCAACACCUGCUUCAUGAACAGCGUUCUGCAGGCACUUGCUAACACAAGGGAGUUCCGAGACUUCUUCCUAGAUGGGCGGUUCCAGCAAGAGAUCAAUCAAGACAACCCACUCGGGACUGGAGGUAAUCUGGCAGUGUCCUUUGCUGUUCUGCUCAAGAGCAUGUGGUCGGGGAAGAAGUACUCUGUGGCGCCGGGCAAACUCAAGGACAUUGUGUCGAAGAAGGCCAGUCAGUUCACGGGAUUUGCUCAACAUGAUGCACAAGAGUUCAUGGCAUUCCUCCUGGAUGGUCUACAUGAAGACCUGAACCGAGUGAAGAAGAAGCCAUACACCGAGACAGUGGACUCCGAUGGCAGACUAGAUGAGGUAGAGUUAAUCUCUGAUACUUGGGAUGUGUACAAGAAGCGGAACGAUUCAGCGAUUGUGGACCUGUUUCAAGGACAGUACAAGUCUACGUUGGUGUGUCCUGUGUGCAGCAAGGUGUCGAUCACAUUCGACCCCUUCUUGUAUUUGUCGGUUCCACUGCCAAAGAAGUGUCGACAGCUGCCUGUCAUUUUCAUGUGGAAGGAUCCCUUUGGAAGGAAACCAGUCCGGUACUCAGUUCGCCUACCAAAAGACGCCCGUGUUGAACAACUAAAGGAUGACCUCAGCAAAAAGACAGGGGUCAAACCAAAAGAUAUGUGUGUGUUUGAGGCGUACCGUGGGAAGAUCCUUAAGGUCUUUACACGUCGUGCAAGUCUGUCUAGUGUCCAGUUCAACGACACCAUUGUUGUUGCUGAAGUAUUAUCAGAAGAAGUGGCAGGAGAAGCCGUUUACGAAAUACCUGUGAUACAGAGAACGCUGAUGCCCAACCAGGCACCAUUGAGGUGUUCUCACUGCCGGAAGCCAGCUGCUGCAGGGAUGAAGCUCAAGAGAUGCACCAAAUGUUUCAAAGUUGGAUACUGUGAUCAAGCCUGUCAGCGAUCUCACUGGCAAGUACACAAGUCAAGCUGCAAUGUGAUCCCGGACCCCGUCGGCUGCCCAUUCAUCAUCAGUAUACCAGAAUCUCGGGCCACCUUCUCACGUCUAGGGAAACUCAUGGAAGCAUAUUCAAGGUACUCCGUGGAUGUCUUCCAACCCCCUGUCCAGGCCGUGCCGCCCACAAAGCUGUCCAGCCACCCUUCCACCUCCAACCUCAGUUCCUCCUCCAGCAGCCAAUCAAGUGGCAGCCUCAACAGCCUCGACAGCCAAUCAUCAUCAGCCAGCACUCACACACUCACGGCAGAUGCUGAGCAGGCCUUGGACGACGAGUGUGACACCGGCAUAGACAGCAGCAGCACCACAGCAUUAGCAGGGAGCGCCACAUCGCUGGAGGAGGAUCCAAAUGUCAACCCCAUGCCUCCUACCAGUGACAGUUUUGGUAAUGAUGAAGUACCUGAGUGUCCCUCCCUGGAUCAAAGUGCAUCAAGGAACUUCACUGUGGGAAGUUCAGGACAAGCUGAUGAGAUCCUGUCUCCGGAUCAGACCAAGGGCGGGUCCAGAUCCAUCCCCACCAACCCAGUCCUGGGAAUCCAGACGGAGGAGUCUGAGAGGGCCAUGCCUUUGUUCCACAUCAAGCCGGUCAAUAAUGACGGGUUUGGACUGAAGGGUCCUGAUGGGGAGAGGCUCGAAGAUAAGGGGGAUGUACCCCUGGACUUGACCAGUCGCCGUUUUCUUUCCAUGGAUUGGAGAAACAACGACAAGCUUGCUUCCUAUGUUCUGGUUCAGUCUAAGGAGCUGGAUGCGGAUGAUGAUGAAAGCAUGCAGACAGCACAGUCUGAUGACUACUCCGUCAUCACCCUGGACCAGUGUCUGGACGUCUUCACGGAACCCGAGAUGCUCAGCCCAGACGAAGCUUGGUACUGUCCACGCUGUAAGAAGCACCAGGAAGCCACAAAGCAGAUGUCAAUAUGGCGUCUGCCUCAUCUGCUCAUCAUCCAGCUGAAGAGGUUCUCCUUCAGGAACUUCAUCUUUCGGGACAAGAUCGACAAAAUGGUGGAAUUCCCUACAAGAGGUCUGGACCUGUCCAAGUUCAUCCUGGGGAAGACGCCCUCGGUACAGCAGCAUCCUGUGUAUGAUCUCUACGGCGUCAUCAACCAUCAUGGGGGUAUCCUGGGCGGCCAUUACACCUCCUACGUACGCUGCACAGACACUGUUGACCCUCUGAAGAAUGAAGUUGAUUGGCGCCUGUGUGACGACAGUCGUGUGUCAUCUAUCAGCAACGAAAAGAAUGUAGUAACAAGAGCCGCCUAUCUCCUGUUUUACCGCAAACGAACAAACGAACCAAUUCUUCCUCCUGUGUCAAGCGAGUCAUCCGAGGAGGAACAAACCCCUCAACAAAGCAAACUUGUCACAGACUCAAAUGUCAAAGUAUCGGCUGUCGCCACUGGCAUCACCACCAAACAUUCUCAGAAUUUGUUGGAGAAGGGGUCCAGUGACAGUGAUGACGCUGGGGAAACAAGGGGAGACAACCAGGACAAUCGCACCACCUACAGGGACCUGGGUUACACAGACAUGGAUGCCGUUGACUAAGACAUCAUCCACUUAUUUAUAACAUCAUGCAUCUUCCAUCGUGGAUAAUUGCCAUAUUUAUUCAGAUCAAUUGUCAUGUGUCUUUAUGUUUUAUAAGUUGAGUUUCAUUUGCUGCAUGCGGAUGAGUGAAUGAGUGAGAAAAUUUUUGUUUGUUUUGUUGUUUUUUCAUACACUCAGCAAUAUUCUAGCUAUAUGGGCAGGGGUAGAA